Messenger RNA from Loa loa (African eye worm), 492 nucleotides. RefSeq lists its product as hypothetical. Bases 1 to 492 code for a protein of 163 amino acids. The record is from RefSeq and is a predicted model, not a curated record. NCBI's taxonomy places the organism in Eukaryota, Metazoa, Nematoda, Chromadorea, Rhabditida, Onchocercidae. The transcript has 3 exons.
AUGAAACCCGGAUUUGUCGACACCGAAUCAGGAGCUGCCGUUGGACGAAUAACGUCAACAUUACUUCAAAAAAACGAAGAAAAAUACACUCAAAUGGUCGAUGACGAAAGGGGUGUUUCAGAUUCGGUAACUGAAGGUGAAGAAGCUUCGACGUUCGACACCAGAUAUCACACGGUACUCCCUACAAUGAAGACACUAAUUGGAAUAAGAAGUGAGAAUAAAGAGACAAUAUUUUGUGGAAUUUAUACAACUGGAGAAGAUUCAACAAAUGAAUUCAGGAUUUCCCUGCUUCAGACAAAAUUGGGUCUCAUGAUUUGCAGAAGUGGAUAUAUCGAAGAAACCGGUCGAAUUACUCAUAAUACAGUUAAACUUAAGUGUAUUACUAGUGUACGCCGUGUUCCAGAUAUGGAUCAAUUCUGGAAACUGGAAUGCAUAGGAAUACAUGAACAACCUUACGAUCAUGAUAACGAACGAACGCUGGAACAAUUUUAA